Branchiostoma floridae (Florida lancelet) is the source of this 5532-nucleotide messenger RNA. RefSeq names its product zinc transporter ZIP10-like. NCBI's taxonomy places the organism in Eukaryota, Metazoa, Chordata, Leptocardii, Amphioxiformes, Branchiostomatidae. The record is from RefSeq and is a predicted model, not a curated record. Gene Ontology annotation, molecular function: zinc ion transmembrane transporter activity. Gene Ontology annotation, cellular component: membrane. Gene Ontology annotation, biological process: zinc ion import across plasma membrane; intracellular zinc ion homeostasis. Bases 1057 to 4620 code for a protein of 1187 amino acids. The transcript is spliced from 9 exons.
GGGCUGCCAAUUUAAACGUAAGGAUUGAUGCGGGUCUUGAGCGAGGCUAUUAGCUUACGAUAUGAAUAGGCUUGAAUUGAACGAAACAUUUCUGAGAAUGAUAUUCCCAAAGGAAAUGAAACAAUUCUCUGUGACAUCAUUCCUUACAGAUCCCGAGAACAGAUUAUUUUGAUAAUAAUAAUAAUAAUAUCGGGUGUAUUUGCCGCCAAUAGGUACCCAAUAUUUGGAUAAUGCUUCCUGCUUUGAUCCGCGUUGUCAGAUUUCGAGAUUCUUCAGAUAUCCGCACGACAGACUUCGCAAACAUCCUGUAAAAAUAAGGAUCGCGAGGGAGUAUGGAAGUUUAUGUAUAACGGAGAAUAAGAGAAGUUACCACAUUUACCUGUGGUGUGGAUUAAUUGGCGUGACCGACUAAAAAGUAACAAACGUUACAUCAUAUUUUUAGAAGGAGUUACUUUCAGUAAUAUAAACUAAGCUAAACUUCGCCACAAGUUACUCGCUACAGCAAACACUCCGUGGCAUCCUCUUCACUCCAACUCCUUGCUCCAACCAAGGAUCUUGCUCCAACUUUGCUUGCCAAAACAACUUGAGUCUUCAUUGAAACAGCUCGAACAUGUCCGGCGUGUCCUCGAUCGCCCCAUAUUCCGGGACACCGUCAGUCACAUGACUAAGUUUGACGUCAUUUGUCCAUUGCGAAAUAGGGCGGACUAUUUGCAUAUCCAACGCACAGCCUGUAAGCAUAGCACUUUGUUCGCGCCCUCAAUCCAUCGGCAUCUUCACGACAACAAGGUGGAUAAGCAUAUAUUUUGCAAUAGUUAAGAUACAAAUUUUGUGAUGUAUUUAGAUGUGGUUAUUUUCAUCCAUAUUUUCUUUUGGGGGCAUGUUUCUUGGUAGGAAUCGUGUAACGAAUGUCACAAUAGGUUCAGUGUGAGCCACUCCGCCAUAUUGGAAGCAGCAGGUCAGCGUGCCGUGUGAAAAAUUUGCACACGGCCCCAAUCCAGGAGGGAUAUUUAAAGCCGUGGUCAGCCUAAACGUCCAACGUAGUGUGUGAUUGUAGCCAUGAACAGGGCUCCCCUGCACUGUGUGUGUUUCCUUUGCUUGCUGACGUUUGGAGUGUUUCAUCAGGCGGGGGCAGUAGAUCAUAAUGAAGGCUUCAACCCAGUCUCUGUUACAGCUAGAUAUGAAAAGUCCUUCAAAGAAAACGAAGGCUUACAGAAGCUAUUUAGGAAGUAUGGCAAGGAUGGAAAUAUUAGCUUUAGAGGUUUCAAGAAGCUCCUAGGGAGACUGGGACUUGGUGAGGUGAGGAUUGCGUAUCACGAGGAACUGAUCGGUGAUCACGAAGAAGACAGUAAUGGCACUUCUUUAUUGAUUGUGGACACAAUCGGUGGCACUAAUCACGUGCAUUAUCCACACACCAAUGAUGUACUUUGUAAUGACCAUCAUUCUGGUUAUCAUGGGGAAGAUCAGAAUGAGGAUACAGGUGCUGGUCAUCAGGAUCCUGACCAUUCGGAUCACUCCCAUGAGAGUACAAUGUCAGGGGAGGCCAAUGGUUAUCGCCAUGAGGAGUCGACAGAUCCAAUAAAGCAGGUUCCACAGAGUCCGACCUCAACUGUAGCACCAGAACCUGCUGCUGUGCAGGAAGCCCCAACUCCCAGGCCGGGAAGGCACGGCAGCAGUAGGAGACAGGGAAAGAAAGGGAAGAGACGGAGAGGGCGUAAGUCCACGGCAGUGCGACCUACCAGAGGCUUAGACCUCAUGCAGGUUGCAACAGAGUCGCCCAGAAGGGUGCCCAGGGAUGCAAACAGUACAACAGGUAGCAAAGAAGACCCAAAACGCCAUGAUGGUCAUGAUGAACAUGAAGAGGGGGAUGAACAUGGCCAUGGGGAACAGGAUCAUGACCAUGGCCAUAACCAUGAAGGUCACAGCCAUGGACAUGAAGAUCACGAUCACGAAGACCAUGCACAUGCAGAUCGCGCCCAUGAAGACCAUGGACAUGAAGAUCACGACCAUGAAGACCAUGGACAUGAAGAUCACGACCAUGAAGACCAUGGACAUGAAGAUCACGAUCACGAAGACCAUGCACAUGAAGAUCGCGCCCAUGAAGACCAUGGACAUGAAGAUCAUGACCAUGAAGACCAUGCACAUGAAGAUCACGACCAUGAAGACCAUGGACAUGAAGAUCACGACCAUGAAGACCAUGGACAUGAAGAUCACGACCAUGAAGACCAUGGACAUGAAGAUCACGAUCACGAAGACCAUGCCCAUGAAGAUCGCGCCCAUGAAGACCAUGGACAUGAAGAUCACGACCAUGAAGACCAUGGACAUGAAGAUCACGAUCACGAAGACCAUGCCCAUGAAGAUCGCGCCCAUGAAGACCAUGGACAUGAAGAUCACGACCAUGAAGACCAUGCACAUGAAGAUCGCGAACAUGAAGACCACGCACAUGAAGAUCACGUCCAUGAAGACCAUGGACAUGAAGAUCACGACCAUGAAGACCAUGUACAUGAAGAUCGCGAACAUGAAGACCACGCACAUGAAGAUCACGACCAUGAAGACCAUGGACAUGAAGAUCACGACCAUGAAGACCAUGGACAUGAAGAUCGCGAACAUGAAGACCACGCACAUGAAGAUCACGUCCAUGAAGACCAUGGACAUGAAGAUUACGAUCAAGAAGACCAUGCACAUGAAGAUCGCGAACAUGAAGACCACGUCAAUGAAGACCAUGGACAUGAAGAUCACGAUCAAGAAGACCAUGGACAUGAAGAUCACGAUCAAGAAGACCAUGCACAUGAAGAUCACGAACAUGAAGACCACGCACAUGAAGAUCACGACCAUGAAGACCACGCACAUGAAGACCAUGGACAUGAAGACCAUGGACCUGAAGAUCGCGCCCAGGAAGACCAUGGACAUGAAGAUCACGACCAUGAAGACCAUGGACAUGAAGAUCACGAUCAAGAAGACCAUGGACAUGAAGAUCACGACCAUGAAGAACACGUCCAUGAAGACCAUGCACAUGAAGACCAUGGACAUGAAGACCAUGGACCUGAAGAUCGCACCCAUGAAGACCAUGGACCAGAAGAUCGCGCCCAUGAAGACCAUGCACAUGAAGAUCACGACCAUGAAGACCAUGGACAUGAAGAUCACGACCAUGAAGAUAUUGGACAAGAAGAUCACGAUCAAGAAGACCAUGCACAUGAAGAUCACGACCACGAAGACCAUGGACCUGAAGAACAGGACCAUGGACCUAAAGAUCACAACCAUGGAAAUGAAGAUCACGACGAUGGAAAUGAAAAUCACGGCCGUGGACAUGAUCAUCCUGAACAUGCUCCAGGUGCCCAUUGCCUCUCUGCGAGGGAGAUUCUGGUAGAAUACAACAUCCCGCCAGACAUGUCUCGCAUGACAAUGCCAGACUUCGUGAACAUCUGCCCACUGCUCAUCGCACAGAUAGAUGAACAGGCUUGUAUCAUUCAUGAAGAGGACGGUCACGAUCAUGACGAUCAUGACGAGCACAAAGGGAAAGCACAAGGCGUACCAGCAGCAGUGUGGGGAUACGGGAUUCUGGCUGUGACUGUCAUCAGCAUGUUGGCUGUUGUGGGAAUCGUGCUGCUCCCGUUAAUGGACCAGAGAGUGUACCAGUUCGUGCUGUGUUUCCUGAUUGCGUUGGCAAUGGGAACACUGACGGGAGAUGCAGUCCUUCAUCUUCUACCACAUGCACUCGGCCUCCAUUCCCAUGCUGGAGAGGACAGUCAUGAGGGGCAUGAAGGUCAUGAUGAAGGUCACGACGAGGGCAGCCAUCUGGACCCAGUGCUGAAAGGUCUGACUGUGCUGUUUGGCAUCUACUUCCUGUUCAUGAUGGAGAAACUCAUGGGAGUCAUGACCAAGAGGAGGGCCAAAAGGAAAGCAAAGAAACUCCGAAAACAAAAGGAACUGGCCCAUCCUGAGGAAUCGUACGAGUUGCACACAGUAACAGACUCUCCAAUAGAGGAUGACCACUGUCACCACCACCAUCAUCAUCAUCAUCUCCAUGACAACGAGAAGCUGAAGGAUCCUGGGAUAGCCACUAUGGCAUGGAUGGUGAUCAUGGGGGAUGGACUUCACAACUUGAGUGAUGGCCUGGCUAUUGGGGCUGCCUUUGCCAGCAGCAUCCCAGGAGGCAUCAGUACAUCUAUUGCAAUCUUCUGCCAUGAGCUGCCACAUGAGCUUGGUGACUUUGCCCUGCUGAUCAGGGCAGGCAUGUCGGUGAAGCAGGCCAUCCUGUACAACCUGAUGUCUGCCUGUGUCUGCUACAUCGGCCUGCUCAUCGGACUGGGCAUCGGCAACCUGUCGGAUAACGUCAUCCAGUAUGUGUUUGCAGUCACCGCUGGGAUGUUCCUGUACGUUAGUCUUGUGGACAUGUUGCCGGACAUGGUACAUCCCAAUCAGCCGCAGGUCGUUGCCAAGCAUGACCAUAGUGAACACGGCCACAGCCACGACCACAGUGACGUUUCUCACGACAACCUCAAGAAGAAGAAGACAAAGAGCCAGGGGCCGGCUUACCCUGUCUUGGUGCAGUCCUUUGGAGUUCUGGUGGGCAUUGGGAUCAUGUUACUCAUCGCAGUGUAUGAGAGCAAAAUAAAAAUCUAAAAAGAAUGCCUUUAAGGUUCAACAUUAUGAUUUUGUUUGUUUGUUAUUGUUUUCACGUGUAUGUGAUAGUCGUGAGCACUCCGUUUUGCAUACUACUAGUAUUAGGUAGAUGCAUUAUUUUGUUAUUGUCACUGUCAGUUGAAGUUGUUCUGUGAAGUAUCAAUGAGAAGUUCAUUCUAUUCUCGUCCUUUCUGGUCCAUCUUAAAUUACUUACAACAUCCUACGUAACAACAACCCCGCACUAGAUAGCACAGACUAUCAAUGUGAUGUUGCACGAUAUGGGAAAAGGACCACAGUACAUGUAUGAGCAUACAUUCAAUGUGUGUCUACAUGUACUACAGACAGUAUAGACCCAAAGGGGAAAGUACAGAUGUGUAAGUGCACUUAAGGUAUUUUUGAGAUAACCAUAUAUACUUUCCGGAUUAUAUGGUUUCUUGUUAAAGCACGAAGUAUGUAUUUAUCAGACCAACCUGCAACUUCAAAAGCUUGUGGGUAACAGUAGAAUUAGUGCUUUUUCACCAUAACGUUUUUCACCAAGCAUUGUAGUGUUCGUAUAGUGUGCUUAAAAGCCUUUGUUACCAUUUUUUGUGUUCAUUGUACUUGUGCAAUUGUAUUUUUGUUUGAACACCAUUCUUGAACAAUGUGUUUGAAAUAUUGUGGCCAAGAUCUGACAUCACCGCGAUAUGAUUGCGAUGAAUAGGUUUUGCUACAUUUUGGGUAAAGUACCGCAGUGUAGUGUAUAGUUCUGAAGCACACCUAUCACCUAUUUAUAUAUAUGGCUUGAUUUGUAAGGAAUGUGCACAUGUACCUUGCGAAACUUUGUUGUAGGAAGUCAAUCUAUAUAAAAACAUUGACUGUGAUUUUGCACAAGAUGUUGAUAUUUCUGGAAUAAACAAGAUCACAUUCAGGGAA